AUGACGACGCCCCGGAGAAAUCGGGGAGGGUACAGAGAGAUGAAUGAAAAUUGCAGCCCUCUUCGGAGCCCAUUGAGAAGAGAUAGGAUUGCAGAAUGUGGAUAUAACUCUCAUGGGCAGAAAGUCACGAAACGUUUCCACUAUAAACCUCAAGAAUUUCCUCCACUCCCAACUACGCCUGAGUGGUCAUCUCCUUCCCAGGCAAGCUCCCCAUCCAGUAACAUUCCAGGAAAGGUCUCUCUAAAUACAGAGAGAGACGAAAGUUUGAAAAAUGAUUGGGGAUACAAAGUACAAGACUUUGAAUAUAGAGCACGAAGAGAGUACAGAAAUGCUCAAAAAUAUUGUCGGAAGCUGGAGAUGGGUAGGAAAGGGAAUAAAGAAGCAAGUUUGGAAGGAGUUGAAAUGGACCCAAAUACAUUAAUGCGCAGACAGAAAGAUAUUGACUAUGGUAAAAAUACAAUUGGGUACAGCAAUUACAUCAAAUUGAUACCCAUGCAAACACGCAAGAAGGAUCACCCCAAAACCCCAAAUAAAUACCAAAAAUGUAGUCGGAGGUCAUGGGAUGGGCAAAUGAAACACUGGCGAAUCUUGCUUCAUCAGUUUGACAACAUCAAUAACACACCCAGGUGUAAUUCUGUUGCUUCUGACAAUUUGUCUGAAACUUCAAGUGUAAACAACAGUGAAGAAAUUGGAGAGGGAUAUAUUGAUUUUGGCAUUGAUGUUGAUUUGUCUCUUGACUCCCCUCCUGCAUCACCCCACAAAGAAAGAUUGGCCUCACCACUGAAAGAAUCUUCACACUACAAUGUUAAUGGACAAAUCUUCCACUGUGAUUGA
This is a messenger RNA of Acanthosepion pharaonis, 834 nucleotides long. The record is from the annotation of a GenBank genome assembly. NCBI's taxonomy places the organism in Eukaryota, Metazoa, Mollusca, Cephalopoda, Sepiida, Sepiidae.